Messenger RNA from Lipotes vexillifer (Yangtze River dolphin), 3730 nucleotides. It is a transcript of the gene PPP1R9B, whose product is annotated as protein phosphatase 1 regulatory subunit 9B. NCBI's taxonomy places the organism in Eukaryota, Metazoa, Chordata, Mammalia, Artiodactyla, Lipotidae. The coding region runs from base 1 to 2157 and encodes 718 amino acids. The record is from RefSeq and is a predicted model, not a curated record. Gene Ontology annotation, cellular component: actin cytoskeleton; cytoplasm; postsynaptic density. The transcript is spliced from 11 exons. Gene Ontology annotation, molecular function: actin filament binding. Gene Ontology annotation, biological process: actin filament organization; calcium-mediated signaling; neuron projection development.
AUGAUGAAGACGGAGCCGCGGGGGCCCGGGGGUCCCCUCCGGAGCGCUUCCCCGCACCGCAGCGCCUACGAGGCGGGCAUCCAGGCUCUGAAGCCGCCCGACGCGCCCGGGCCAGACGAGGCACCCAAGGCGGCCCACCACAAGAAAUAUGGCUCCAACGUCCACCGCAUCAAAAGUAUGUUCCUGCAGAUGGGCACGACGGCGGGCGCGCCGGGCGAGGCGGGCGCCGGCCUGCAGGACCGGAAGCUGGACGUCGUGGUGCGCUUCAACGGCAGCACCGAGGCGCUGGACAAGCUGGACGCCGACGCCGUGUCGCCGACGGUCAGUCAGCUCAGCGCCGUCUUUGAGAAGGCCGACUCGAGGACCGGCCUCCACCGCGCGCCGGGGCUGCCCAGGGCCGCGGCCGCCGGGGCGCCCCAGGUCAACUCGAAGCUGGUCAGCAAGCGGUCCCGGGUGUUUCAGCCGCCCCCGCCGCCGCCCGCCCCGUCGGGGGAUGCCCCAGCCGAGAAGGAGCGCGGCCCCGGAGGGCAGCAGCCCCCGCAGCACCGAGUGGCCCCCGCGCGGCCGCCCCCCAAGCCUCGGGAGGUGCGCAAGAUAAAGCCGGUGGAGGUGGAGGAGAGCGGGGAGUCGGAGGCCGAGGCGGCGCCCGCGGAGGUGAUCCAGGCGGAGGUGACGGUCCACGCGGCCCUGGAGAAUGGCAGCGCCUUGGCAACCACCGCCAGCCCCGCGCCCGAGGAGCAGAAGGCCCAGGCGGCCCCCGAGGAGGAGGCGGCGGCCGUGGCGGCGCCUGAGAGAAGGGUGGGCAAUGGCCGGGCCCCGGACGUGGCCCCCGAGGAGGUGGACGAGUCCAAGAAGGAGGAUUUCUCGGAGGCGGACUUGGUGGACGUGAGCGCCUACAGUGGGCUGGGGGAGGACUCUGGGGGCAGUGCCCUGGAGGAGGACGACGAAGAAGACGAGGAGGAGGGUGAGCCCCCCUACGAGCCCGAGUCGGGGUGCGUGGAGAUCCCGGGGCUUUCGGAAGAAGAGGACCCGGCCCCGAGCCGGAAGAUCCAUUUCAGCACGGCCCCCAUCCAAGUGUUUAGCACCUACUCCAACGAGGACUAUGAUCGCCGCAACGAGGACGUGGAUCCCAUGGCAGCCUCUGCUGAGUACGAGCUGGAGAAGCGGGUGGAGAGGUUGGAGCUGUUCCCUGUGGAGCUGGAGAAGGAUUCCGAGGGCCUGGGCAUCAGCAUCAUUGGCAUGGGGGCCGGGGCAGACAUGGGCCUGGAGAAGCUGGGCAUCUUUGUUAAGACUGUGACUGAAGGCGGUGCAGCCCAUCGGGACGGCAGGAUCCAGGUGAAUGAUCUCCUGGUGGAAGUGGAUGGCACAAGUCUGGUGGGAGUGACCCAGAGCUUUGCAGCCUCCGUGCUCCGGAACACCAAGGGCCGUGUGCGAUUUAUGAUUGGCCGGGAGCGGCCGGGUGAGCAGAGUGAGGUGGCCCAGCUAAUUCAGCAGACCCUGGAACAGGAGCGAUGGCAGCGGGAGAUGAUGGAGCAGAGAUACGCCCAGUACGGGGAGGAUGACGAGGAGACAGGAGAAUACGCCACUGACGAGGAUGAGGAGCUGAGCCCCACGUUUCCAGGUGGCGAGAUGGCCAUCGAGGUGUUCGAGCUAGCAGAGAACGAGGAUGCCUUGUCCCCUGUGGACAUGGAGCCUGAGAAGCUGGUGCACAAGUUCAAGGAGCUCCAGAUCAAGCAUGCCGUGACCGAGGCGGAGAUCCAGCAGCUGAAAAGAAAGCUGCAGAGCCUGGAGCAGGAGAAGGGGAGGUGGCGGCUGGAGAAGGCCCAGCUGGAGCAGAGCGUGGAGGAGAACAAGGAGCGCAUGGAGAAACUGGAGGGCUACUGGGGCGAGGCCCAGAGCUUGUGCCAGGCUGUGGACGAGCACCUGCGGGAGACCCAGGCCCAGUACCAGGCGCUGGAGCGCAAGUACAGCAAGGCCAAGCGCCUCAUCAAGGACUACCAGCAGAAGGAGAUUGAGUUCCUGAAAAAGGAGACGGCACAGCGCCGGGUUCUAGAGGAGUCAGAGCUGGCGAGGAAGGAAGAGAUGGACAAGCUCCUGGACAAGAUCUCGGAACUGGAAGGAAACCUGCAAACACUGAGGAAUUCCAAUUCUACUUAACAGGAAUCAUUCCUUGACCGGACAAUGACGAAUCCCCUCCCAUCGUCCUCCCCCCUCCCCUGUCCUCAAUACUUUGCCCCGCCCCCUACCAGCCUGGGGACAGGUGCCCCGACUCCCCCACCCCUCCACCCCACCUCCCCCAGCUUCAGGGACCAGAGGGCCCAUAUUACAGGCCCCCUUAAGGUGGCCCCGGGCAGACAGGUGGCUGGAAGGAUGGCCUCCUUCUAGCCUUUGGGGCUGAGGCACAGAGGCCAUGGGAUGCCAAGGGCUGGCCUGGGUGGUGGAUGGACACGAGGACCUGCAGACCAAACUGCCAGACUUUACAACCUCCAGCCUUUGUCUCUGGACUGGAAAGGGGCUGGGGGCUCUCCCAGCAUCUCACCACCUGGAGGCUGCUCCCUGCUCACGGGGCCCCGAGGUGGCCCCUGGGCCUCUUGACUUGAGAGUCUACCUUCUUCAGCCUUCCCCGCUCCCCGUCUUUGUGCUGUUCUGUUGCAUUCUGACCCUCCUGCUGGGAGGGGGUUGCCGCUACACCUCUCCUCCCAUCCCUGUCUGCCCUCGCAGGAUGGGUAGAGUCUACCCAGAGCCUGGAGGCUGGGCCUGGCCCUGCACUGAUUUCUCAUGUAUCCUUCGUGAAAAGGGAGAGUCCAGGACACCUGAUGUCCAGCUCCCCCUUGGGGCAGCAGCCCUCGAUUUCUCCUUGUGCCUCCCCUCCCCCAGGUGCCAAAUAGCCAUAACCUCUCCCUGGAACUGUUCUGCGGCCUCUUUGGGGACCAGGAUUCCUGGCUGACCCUGGGAGUGAGCGGGAGGAGAGGAGGUCAGCUUAGGGGGCCUGGUUUUAGGCAAGGGGAACAUUUGUCACUGGAGAGCCAGGCCCUGUCCUGCCCUACGCAGGGCCACACCUGGAAGCCUUGUACUAACAUUGCAGAGAUUCAGCCUCACCCCACCCACACCCACAGUUUUCCAAUGUUUUGACUGGAGGGCAAAAUUUUACUACUUUUCAUCUUUUUGGAGACCAGGGCUGCCCUGCUGGCAGCCUGCUUUCUAAGUGAAAUCGACUCCGUUUCCCCACUUUAACCCCAAAUUGGGGCUUGGACCAAGGGAGGUGAGACCCCCACCCCAGGUCCCCUCCCCUUUCGGAUUACAUCUCUCAUUUUGCCUCUUCCUCAUGCCCCUGCCUCUGCCUGGGUUUUUGUUCUUUUUUUAAAAGACAACAACACUUGUUCCAUCAAUUUUGGCUUUUCCUCGUCCCCUGUAAAUAGACCGUGCCAUCGAUCAGUAUUUCUCAGCACCCACUUCCUGCCCCCAGAUGUGCGCCUACCCCCGAAGGAGCUGGCUGUGUCAGUGCCUGGGCCCAUGCACUUCACCUCCUCGGCCUCAGCAGAUGGAGGGGGCGGGGCUGGCUGGGCGGGGCCGUGGGGGGGUGCUUCUGGUUUCUCCGGCCAGGCCACCUCUGUCCCGCCUUCCACAGGACUGCGUCUCUGUAUAUAAUAUAUAUAUGUAUGUAUUGUUCCCGGUUUUGUACGGACCAUGCCCUCUGUCAGGUCGUCCCCAUAAAAGCAGCCCCCAGAGC